AUUGUUUGGAGGGGGCCAGCUGGAGUGAAUCGGACGAAAACAAAACUCUGGUCAAAAUUGGGUAAACGUUAUAUUGUCUGCUUGUCCUACCAGCAAGCGAUUGAAAUGAGGACUAUACUGGAAAUGAAAGCAUUUAAACCUAUUUUCGACGCUCGAAAUAUCGUUAUUGUUCUCGGUUGUCAUUGUCGAUUCUCAACACUGCAAUCAGAGUUUCUUUAGAGCUCACAAAAGAAUCUUUUGUCAGAAGCUAUCAAGUGAUCUACGUCGAUCAGUACCAAUUAAUAAAUUCACUUCAAUAGUUGAUACAUCAUGGAGAAGCAAAGACAGAAGAAGAAACGAGAUAAAUCACAUCAGUCAAUUCUGGAUCAUCAGAUACCUGAUGCACCUACUUUAGAAGAAUUUGAAUGUCUGCUUGGAGAAUCGCCCACAAAUUAUCCUAAAGGUGAAGCUGUGGAAAACAUAGAGAGUGAAUUACAUUCAGCUGCUAUUGAUACAGAAAUUUAUGAAAAAGAAGCAGCUGAAAAGGCAGCUCAAGAGAAAGAGUAUAGUCUUCGAGUGGAAACAACAAAUAAGGUGUUGCUAUUAACUGAAAAUUCCUGUGAUGAAGUAGAUACUGUUCGACCUUGCUCAGAGUCUAAUGAUCAUGCCUUAAACAAUGAAAUAGAUCAAGUUCAAGUAAAUGUCUCUACCAUUCAACUGGUAGAUAUACCAGCAGAAUCAUUGACUGUCUUCAAAGAAGCUAAUCAAGUAGCACAAGAUGACUCCAAGAAUUCAGUAAAUGUAAAGACAUCAUGUCAGAAGAAGAUUUCAUCGAAACAAGCAGAAGUUUCACAGAGCAAAAAGGACGUGAACACAUUUAUGGACGUCAAACCAUUUACAGAACAACAAUUGGCAUCCUUAUAUCACAAUCAGGAACUAACGCUAGUGGAAGCUUUUGUGAGCGAGUUUACAGACACGCAAUUAAGAUGCGCACCGCUGAGGCAGCAGCACAGACUGCACGAGUUGCUGAUGAGCUACUUGCGAGUGCGGAAUCACCUGAUCGCAAACUCAUACGAGUUGGAACGUUUGAAGAAGAGCUGUCGAGAAACCCAGAAACAGCUCUGGUGUCUGGAAAAAACGUCGGUGACGGAAAGCGGCGAAUGUCAAGACGGCAAUCCUGUUACCGCCACCCACGAAUAUUCAAUUGCCCAUUUUAAUCAGCAGACUCUUGUGGCGCUGUCCAGGACUUUGUCCUCCAUUAAAGAUACUCUUCACAAUAGCCAAGCGCUGUACUGCUACGAAGCGGAGUCGUUACGCUUGCAAAUCGAACAUUACGUGCAGAGAGUGGCCAGAAGUUUUAACGAAUUUGCCACUCUUUCCGAGACCGCUGCUGCAAAUUUAUUGCCGGAACAGUCGCCGUCUCAAACACCUCCGCAGCUAGUCGAGCUCAGAAUGUGCGUCACAGUUCUAUUCAACUUUCAGCGUCGAAUUCUUAAGGACGGUAAGUUCGUUACCGAUACCAGAGAAUGGCUGUCAAGACUGGUGGCGGUGCUUCUGAGAGUCGCUACUUGGCAGGAUCACUUGUUUUUGCUGAGUCACAUACUGCGAUGCCCUGGAGGGAUGAUGAAUUGGGCCAGACCGUUCGUACAAGUGCCAGUGCCGCAAAAAGUUGCGGGAUUGAGCUCCUCGCCUUUCAACGAUCCGUAUCUCGAUCACAUGAUCGCCACUCUCGCGGUAAUACUAUUGCCCGUCAAAGAUCGAGAUAAAUUCUUGGAGCAGGUACAAGUGUCCCUGCAAGAUACCACGUGUAGUCCGGGAGAUACGGUAUGGGUAAUGUUGGACGAAGAAGGCGAAGAGGACGAGGAUAUUGCUAAUGCCGGCGCCAAUCUCUUUGAAAGUGAUUUGAUCUCUCUUCUUCAUCAGAUCCCUCUGAACCGACUGUUCGAACAAGUGCUGUUCAUUCAACGUCAGAACGACAGAUACGAGCAGGAGGAGAAAGCUAUCACGGAUCAUCAUAUGCUGCGUCUCUUCGCGUUCUACACCGUGGUGAUCAGACUUGUGAAGCAAGGUCUAAAGACUUACGACUCGCCAAGAUACAGGCAAUUGGCGAAGAGACUCAGCGCGUUGAUCAGAGACGUCGUUCAGUACGCAAGCGAUCAGUGGGAAAUCUUCGACAGGAGCCGAUUGUCUGAUGAAUCAAUACUACAGAAAUUGCAGAUCGAAUACGAUUGCUUCUUCCUGAGAGCGAUUCUUUGUAUAUUUUCAUCACGCCGCUUAGGUGCAUGGCAAUACCUUGCCGCGAUACCAUAUCACAUAAUAUCAUCCACUACGCUGUGGCAAAUUUUCUAUAUUUUGCAUACCGAUUCCGUACCUAACGAUGUAACAAUGUCAAAUAUGUCGGUAUCGGAAUGGGAGGCGGAACUAAAUUGUUCGGAACUUCAUAAACAAUUCGAGGAGAAGCUGGGCAACAUGCCCGGGGACGAAUCUUACUUUUUGCUCACGACUUUCGCUAACAUGGCUUUGGCUAGAGGCUAUAAAGACUACAAUUUUGUGAGGACGACUACGAUUGACCUGUUUCAAAUAGGAUUUCUCAGCGAAAAAACUCAGGAAUCUUGCUCGAAGGAUGCGAGAUCGCUUUUAUCAAAUUUAACAAACAAAUAUCCAACUCUUCUGUCUGACAUUUUGCAGAAGUUGAAAGAAAAUUUUGUAUCGGUCGGGAAACUGAGUUUAUAUUUAUUCACCGAACUGAAGAUCGGAUUAUGGGUGCCGCAGCAGCAGGACGUUACAAUUCUGUUUAACUGGUUGCAUCAGUAUCCUUUGACUUCGUCCGAGAGCCACUUGGCACGAUUGAUUCUCACACAUUUGAAUUGGGGCCUUGACGCGAACGACAAUUUGUACCUUCCAAUUGAUCUACAUCGACAAGUAGCAUUGUUAAUAGUCGAGCUGGCGAUGAAACACGUGCCCGAUACUCCGACUCAGACGGCUUCGCUGUUAGCUGAAGGUGUGAAACAAGUUUCGUCAAUAAUGAGACCUCAAAAUAGCGAGCAGGCGUUCAGUCUGUGGACUUGGGAAAUGAUAAACAGAUUGAGACUGCACCAGUUGGAUCGAUCGGAAUCGAUAUGCCAGAACACAAUUCUGAAUCCGGCUAACGGUCUCUCUUGCGUGCCUAACAUGGAAUCGGAUUCCUUUCUGGAAGUUCUCGUGAAGGGUGUGCUCGAGAAGCAACCAAUUGCAUGUUACGUUUCUGUAUUGAUGACACUGUGGGGUCAUUCCGUGCCGCUGAUCUGCGUCGAGGGUUUCAGCCAACUGCAGACAUUACAGUGCUAUUACAAGUACGAGCAGGUGCUUGUGUGUCUGCAUCACAUAAUACCGUUGUUUCUCGAGUGCCCGGAGUCGUUGCUGAAGAACGACAAAUUCGUUAGUCUGAUUGUGCCGCUCGUCACUGCCGAUAGAACUUACAUGAAGAUAGCGAAGAAUCUGAUCGCCCCGGAGUUUCCCGGUCCGAUUCUCAAGCAAUUCUCAAACAUGAUCGAGUCUCACUUGUAUCAUUACAAACGAUAUUGUCUGAAUAGUCCGGAACGUUUCGUACGUCUAUGGCUGAACGUACUGAUCCUCGUACAAGAUUGGAACAAGGAUCAUAGCGUCAUGUAUUUGAUGGAUACUAUAAUUCGUGCCGCAUUCUUUCAUUUAGAAACCAGAGUAACCAUGGAAAAUAUGUUUCAGAAUCUGUUCUGCCUUACAGACGGAAGCAACGAGAACAUAUCGACUACUCGAACACCAGGAUCGUUCGGAUCUUUUCUGAACUGGGCGACAGGAUCUUCAAACUCUGCGAGCUUGCUCGGUGGAACCGUUCAAUCGAUAUGGCUUGCCUAUCAGAUUCUCUCAAUGGAGCAGUGCGACAGAGAACUGAAGACUGGUCUGUGGCGCGAAAUUCUGCGAGAACUGUCCAUAUACUCAAAAGUAUCGUUGGAUACUGCGCUUAAGAGAGCCUGCGCAACAGUGAAAAUAACUCCGUUCGGAAUAAACAAUCUUGCUAUAUAUCGCUGGUCCCAACAAGCUCUUGACACACCUAUAGAUCAUCCGAUUCUUCCUCUCUUGUGGCAAAAUUUCUUUAGUUUGUUCCUCGCACGAGUUCCCGUUACUCCGGGGUCCACAGACAAAGGUGGAGUUGGAGAAAAGUUCUUCGAGGGCAUGAUAAAUCUAAGCUACUUGAAAAAGUUGAAGAAGCGAUUGCAUGAAACAACAGAGUACUUCCAAGCAAAAGGGGAAAAGGACACGGAUAACGGGAAACCGAUUACCGAUGAACGACGUGUAUUUUAUUUUAGUAUUGCGAAAUUUUAUAAAACACUGAGCCUUUGGCUGGAGGAACCUCGUCUUCAGGAACCUGGACUUUAUCUGCCAGCUUUGCCGCCGCAAUAUAUGUCGCAGCGAUUGAUUUUAUUAGUUCAAGGAGAUCGAACUCCUUGGUUGGAAUACGUUGACUACUGGACGGUGCAGCAGAGCCAACUGAAAGCUGUUAGCGAGUGGGAGCACGCAACUUUUCGUGAUCCUGAGAAUCAGUACCAAAAAUCCUCCCAGCCGUCGACGAGUACCGUGGAAUCGGUCGAUCCUCUUCACAGAAUCUUUCGUAGGCUGGGCUCUUAUGAACUGCCGGUUUCGCCGCCACCCUUGAGUCGUAAUCAACCAGUACUGGGUUGCGUGGCCAGAGAUAGUCUUUACAACUUCGAAGCUGUUAUUGAUUUAAUCAAACCGCAUCUCAAAGUCAUCCUCGAUUACGCACAGACCUACAACUUUAUGGUAUCCGAACACACCGCGGUAGAUUGCAGUUUUCUGGAAUUAGUCCCAACUCUCUACCGAGUCUACGAGAAUCAUGUGACCUUGCACGCUCUGUGCGAUCCUGCACCACCUGGUCAGCGACGCUCGCGAUCGGGCACACCUCCUACGGUGCACUGUGCGGGAGCGGCGGUUAUCAGGAUCAAAGUUGCAGAAGCACACGUUAGUGAAGGCGUGGAUCACAUGAUAACGCAGAACCGAGCUGAGUAUGAGAAUCUUUUAGUAAAAGCCAGUCAAGCACCUCCCAGUAAGGUUACGCUAGGCUGCGUUUUCACUGAUCAUGUAAUCGCUAUGUUGGAACAUGAGGUUACUGUCAGUCGCACCAACGAAAAUACCGCAGUACUACGCAAGGUGCAAGAGAGCGGAGUCAAAUUAUUUUAUCAUCUAGUAGAAUUCUAUACGGAGGAAGCAACGUUGUGUCCUCCCACAAAGCAGCUUUUUACCACCUGUUUGGAAAAGUUAGGCCAGUUGUUCAUCAGCGGCGAGGAAGCCCAAGGUCCUCAAUUAUUGACCACAAUUAUCCAAAGGCCUAAUCUCGGAGGUUUGUUAGGACCACAUUUCACGCCUGUCGCCGGAGGAGCUUCAACGUUUUUGCAGAUGUAUCAAACCAUCGUGGACUUGUCCACGGGAUCAAAUGUUGAUUUGUGCUUCGUGCUGCUCUCAAAAUUUGAUGUCGGUAGUUGGUUGAAUUAUCGUCGUCCGCGACUGAGCGAGAGAUCUACCUUCAUAGAUCUAGUUUCCAGAGCAUUAUGCAACAUAGGCUUGAAUCCCGAAGAAGAGAAGCUGAUGUUGCACGAACUUUUUCGAAAUCACCUACGACUCAUUCUUCUGCAUGAAUUUCCUGAACACUAUGGUGAAGUGUUAAGUGCCGUGCUGAAAGGAUCCGAAAGUCAGAAUCUAUCCUUGGACGUGUGGCGCGAUUUGUUAGGAGCUCUUAGCGGCAAGCCGAAGAGCAACGCACCCGUACAUCCUUCCAAAAUCAGAGAUGAGAUUAGACAUUAUGCUACAGAACAGAGACUGUUAUCUCGCCAAGAGAUGCACGACACUGCUGUGCUUCUCAGUCGACAUUUCAUGAAAGAGAGAUUGCAGUACGGUUUAUACGGACUUUAUCCAAAGUACAGAAUCUACAACGAACCAUUAACCAUAUUUCUAGGUAUGGUCGGCCACGCUCUGGUCGUAUUGACGCUUCAAGCUGACCGAGGAUCGCUUGCUGAUCAAUUAUGUGAAAAGAUCUGGCCGGUGUUAAGCGAGAUGUACGCUCCGUGGAUCACUCCGUAUUGGACGAGAAAUUUGCGAGAACCGACGGCCGCCUGGAUCCAACAACUCACGGACGACAGAUCGGUGCUGUUGCCGUGGAUCAUCACUGACGGUCCUUACGCGAAUCGAACGAUGUCGAUGUUUGCCGAAUGUAUUCGUUUCAUCGUUGACACUAUGCCAGCGUCCAGCAAAAUACUUAGCUUUGUAUGGCAGUUUUACGUGUCCAACUACGCUCACGCAUCUGUUAAGGACCAUGUGUUAAACGUGGUACAUGGUAAUUUUCUGUCUCUUCCCUGGGAACGCUUUAGUCCCACCAUCAACGACGUCGAGUUAAUGAUCAAGGUCGUCGAUCAGUAUUUGCCGGAUUGUCAUUUAUUCCUUGGAAGUAUCUUCACCUGGAUUAAUUGGUCCACUUGGAUCAAUGAGUUAAUGUCCACACAAGCGUUGUCAGUUGCCACCAGGAUUCAUGUUUGCUUGCUGAACUUGCUAGUGAAGCUGUCUAAUGAACCUAAUGUUCGGCAGAACGAGAAGGCAGUACAGUUGAUCACAGAAGCCGAGAGUUUUUCUUGGCAUUUAAUCGAUGCUGCGGCGUACGAUCUGGUAAUCAACUGGCAUGUGAUGAGUUGCGAUCCCCGAGUAAUUCUGUGUUUGGGCAAAGAUCAAGUUCAUCCUAUUGACAUUGCCGUUAACAACUUGUUGAAGAUAGCAGCAGCUUACGAUCCCACAGUGAAACACUUUCAUCCAACUACUUUAAAAAAGAGACAGAUGUACGUGCGUUCUUCAGUAAAGUUAUUGAUCAAUUGCACCACGAGACACAAAUAUCUUCUUUCUACAAACAGCAAAGCAUUCACCAGCACGUUGUCGCGAAUGCUCGACGAGAUGGAAACUGUCAUCACCAGCACUGUUUCCGAAUCGCAACAAAUUGCUGAAGCCGGAUUGUUGAUCACUGAAUUCUUACAUUCGAUUAAUCAGAGCGGGGCGUUAGUUGAUCACGUUCGAAGCAGUUGGACAGCAUGGCUUUUGGAACGAACAGCUAGUAGUCCGGUGCUAAUGGGUGUCUUGAGAGUAAUCGGAAUGGCAGUUGCUUCUUCAUCCACCUUAGGUCAUCUUAUGGAAGCUGCCUUGGAAGCUUAUUUCAAGUACAACGUAACGGAAGAAGUUCGGCCUACAUGGGCGGCAGUGUUGACAGUUUUGCAGCCCGUAGUACCUCGUCAGCCGCCGUUGGAAUCUGUACUGGUAUCGGAGGGUAGAUUGCUAGCCCUCUACUCUGUGCUGCUAAAGAGACUUCCAUCAUGCAGAGAUAUCCGCGAGGAAGGCAUGCUUCUGAUUAACUUGAUUGACUGGAUUAGUGCCAUUAAAACCACAGAUAUCGUGGAAGAAAAACUACCUCUGCUGUGGGCAAAAGCGUGUGAAUUGGCCUAUAGGCAGUGUCAAUACAGUGAGAACACGGUAAUUGCUGCCAGAGCCUUAAAGGGAUUGUCACGUGCGUUGCUAACAGUAGCGGACGAUGCGGGACAAGGAUGGGGUAUUCUGGGGGCUAUCGGAUUAAGAAAAGGCUCUCAGCUCACUAUACGGUGCAAAUUUUUGAGUCGUGCUUUGGCUGUUUACUGUUUGGCACAAUUGCCAGAAUCCAAAUCCGAUCAGCAGCUAGUGAGGUAUACUCCGCAUUCACCCGGCGUGGCGCCUUCAAGAUCGACCGAUCCGGAUACGAUGGAAAUCCGACCUAGCAUGGAGGCUGUGAAAACGAUGCAAAGUCUGGAAGGGCUUCUAGUGAAUAAGCAGUACGCGGAACUGCGGGGAGACGUGGAGAGAGCAAUCAGACUCGUCAGAGAUUCCGCCAACUCUCUUCACAACGCCGUCGAGGUUGUUGGCGCUCUCACCACGGAGCUCUACAAUCAAAGAUACCUGCACGUGUUAACAGAGUGAUACUAGUUUUAUUCAGAUCUAGUGAUGAGCUGACGAACACCACGAAUCGCUUUGAAACACUAAUUGUGUGUGACUCUAGAAUUAAAAAUUUUUUCGAAUUGUUCCAAAUUAGAUAUUUAAAUAUAUAUACAUAAAUAUAUAUAUUUUUGAACGCUCUAGGCUUCUCUUGCACUUGCUCUUAAUGUUUUCGAUCUUUUUAAGAAUUUCAGACUCGCAAGAUACGCGUUCGAAUGCCCAUCACGUGAAUCUUACCAAAUGUGGCGUUUAAAUUGAAUGGUCAAUGCCUGUAUCGGACUUGAGGAUCGAGAGCGCAUCUCGAUCUUGACUUUGUAUGUAAAUAUGGGUAAAAAAUGUGGGCUUAAAUUACUCGCAUAUAUCUAUCUUAUUGUUGACUUAAAUCUUAGAUCUGCAUCGAUCUAGUCAUGAAACUGUUCCUUUUAUUUUUUUAAUUCGAGACAUUGUUGAGAAUUUAAAGUUAUAUACAUUCAAUUUAAACGCAUAUAUGUAGACUGUAACGCGAUAAUGUAUAAUUAAUAUUUAAGAGAUAUAUAAUUGUUGUUUGUGUAAUAUAUGAAAUUUAUUGACGCACUCGAUUCACAUAGUAUGUAUGUUUUUGUUACUGGCGUAACGAGAAAAACUGAGAGUGAGAGAAUGAAUGAGAUUCUGAUGAAUAUGAGAGAACGAGAUUUUAUAUGUAACAUGUACUUUGUACACACGUAAUGUGUUGAGUCAAAUCAUUGCUUUGUACAAGAUGUUCGGUAAAUAACUAUCAUCUCUUGAGAAGAGAUGAUAGUUAUUUAGAGCCGAUUGCGCUGAACUCGAAGAACCCAUUUUGCGAGUUUUGCAAUAAUUAACGAGAUAUUAAUUUAUAAAAGAUCUGCGAAAAUGAGUGUGCGUGAAGAGAACAGCUUAGUGAUUAGACGCGCGACCUAACUCAUUGGGAGAAAUGCUUUAUAAGUAACAAUAGCUAAUGUUGGCUAAACGUAAGAGCGUUAACGAUAGCCUCCGCGUUUUUCUAAAUCUAAAUUAUUAUUUUUUAUUUAGAACCAAACUAUAAAAAAAUUUUAAAAAUAUUGAAUAAUUGAUUGUAAAUUUAUUUUAAUUAAAACUUCUCCGGCUUUUUGUAAAUAUUUCCACUGAUUAUUGCAAAACUUGCAAAAUAGUAAUUUUUCGAUUCGAUACAAUCCGUUCUACCCUCGAGAGAUGAUGUAGUUAUUACCGAACAUUAUGUAUAUUUACACACAUUUAAAAUCAAUUAAAAUUUUGACACAGUUACAAUUGCUUACGAGAACACAAUUUAAAAGUUUGCGGUAUAUUAAAAAAAAAUUACACAAAACAAUCAACUUUCGAAUUGUCAUAGAAAAACAAUAUUAAUCACGAAAU
Pseudomyrmex gracilis is the source of this 9378-nucleotide messenger RNA. RefSeq names its product ectopic P granules protein 5 homolog (gene Epg5). NCBI's taxonomy places the organism in Eukaryota, Metazoa, Arthropoda, Insecta, Hymenoptera, Formicidae. Gene Ontology annotation, biological process: autophagosome maturation. Gene Ontology annotation, cellular component: cytoplasm. The transcript is spliced from 23 exons. The coding region runs from base 310 to 7995 and encodes 2561 amino acids. The record is from RefSeq and is a predicted model, not a curated record.